Anopheles arabiensis is the source of this 780-nucleotide messenger RNA. RefSeq names its product histone H2A. Gene Ontology annotation, molecular function: DNA binding; protein heterodimerization activity; structural constituent of chromatin. The coding region runs from base 63 to 437 and encodes 124 amino acids. The transcript has a single exon. Gene Ontology annotation, cellular component: nucleosome. The record is from RefSeq and is a predicted model, not a curated record. Lineage: Eukaryota; Metazoa; Arthropoda; Insecta; Diptera; Culicidae.
UCUCAAGGAGAACAUCGUGUUGUUCGUGAUCCCUUACAAACGUACCCCAAUCAAAUCUAACCAUGUCUGGCCGUGGAAAGGGAGGAAAGGUAAAGGGAAAGGCAAAGUCCCGUUCCAACCGUGCCGGUCUUCAGUUCCCCGUUGGCCGUAUUCAUCGUCUCCUGCGCAAGGGUAACUAUGCCGAGCGCGUCGGUGCCGGAGCACCCGUGUAUCUGGCAGCCGUCAUGGAAUACUUGGCCGCUGAAGUGCUUGAGUUGGCCGGAAACGCUGCCCGUGACAACAAGAAGACGCGCAUCAUCCCGCGUCAUCUGCAGCUGGCCAUCCGCAACGACGAGGAGUUGAACAAGCUGCUGUCCGGAGUAACCAUCGCUCAGGGUGGUGUGCUGCCCAACAUUCAGGCCGUGCUGCUGCCCAAGAAGACCGAAAAGAAGGCUUAAACGGUGUGACAAAGCUUCCUUCAUCUCAAACCCAAAACCGUCCUUUUCAGGGCGACAAAUUACUUUGCCAAAGACAUUUUAUUCGAUUUAUGCUGUUAUGGGAGAUCCAGAAGGAAAAAAAAAUCCAGAUAUAUCAAGAACCGUGCUUGAAACUGUGUACAAAAUGUAAAUGAAAAAAUGUGCCGUCCUUUGGCACAAAAAGCAUCCCUUAAUAUUUUCAAUUCUGUAACCUCUCACUACGAAUUCUACAAAAUGCAGCAUAUCAUAAGCGAUGCAUAAGAUUUUCCAGGUAGCUUGUUCAAGAGGGUUGGUUUUACCAUAUAAAUACAACCAGUGAUACCUG